Mytilus californianus (California mussel) is the source of this 7574-nucleotide messenger RNA. Its product is annotated as sialomucin core protein 24-like. The record is from RefSeq and is a predicted model, not a curated record. NCBI's taxonomy places the organism in Eukaryota, Metazoa, Mollusca, Bivalvia, Mytilida, Mytilidae. The transcript is spliced from 11 exons. The coding region runs from base 75 to 800 and encodes 241 amino acids. Gene Ontology annotation, cellular component: cytoplasmic vesicle.
CUGAAGGAGCCUGUAGAGCUUUUACCACGAAGGACAAAUGUUGUAACACCACCAUCACCAAGUUGUCAGAUUGUAUGUUCUAUGAGUGUGUUGAUAAGACAGAUCCCGCAAAGGUUCACAUGGGUUGUCAUAAUGCAUCAAACCAGGCUGAAAUAAAUAAAACAUGUGAUGUGUCGAAAAAAGUUAACCAAACUUGUCCUGCAUCACCACCUACACCAGCAGUGACCUGCCGUAACUUCACAGAUAAUCAGACCGAAUGCUGCACACAUGGAACAGACCUUGGAUGUGGGUUUGUUAACUGUAAUGGACCAGCCAAGAAAACAUUUAAAGGAUGUUACAAUAUGUCAGAUGUCACAUGUACACCACCACCAUUGGACCAAUGUAAAGAUAAACCAACUACUUUGGCACCAUCAACAACCAUGAAACCAACACCUGAGCCAGUAUUUGAAGAGUGUCAGACCCUCAAGAACAGGACAGAUUGUUGUAGAAAUCUACUGUAUAGGUGUAUCUUUGUCAACUGUAGUGGUACCACCACAAAACAGACUUAUAAAGGAUGUUACUCAGCUUCAAAUCAAACAACUAUCCAGACUGAUUGUGGAACCACCUCUUAUGUAGAUUCAUGUGCUGCUACAACUCCUUCUUCAAUCACAACUGCAUCGCCAUCUACAGACAAGAGACAUUUUGAUGGAGCCUCCUUCAUUGGUGGAAUAGUGUUGUGUGCUGGGAUCAUUUUGAUCAUCUUCUUCGUUCUGAAAUGGUACAAAUCUAGACAGGCAUCCAGCAACUAUCAUCAGAUGUAAAAUACUGAGGAUUACUGAGAAACUGUAGAGGACGAAUUUCUAUUUCCUGGAUUUUAUAGUUAUGUUACACUUUAUGUAUGUAAUUUCUUGUCUUUCAAACAUGUUUUAAAAUCAAAGAAAUCUCAUUUAUUUUGAAUUCUUACUUAUUUUUACAUGUGAUUUGAAGUUGGUUAAGUUAUAAAGGUCUAAAAUUAGUGCUUUUCUAAAAAAAUUAUUUUACUGUAAUUCCCUUAAAUUUCCUUUCGGUUGUAAUACUGAAUUGAUAUAGCUGAAAACACUUUUUUUGUUUGUGUUAAGUUUAACAAAAUUUACCGCUAAUUGUAAUUAUAUCAAAGUUUGAUGUCAGCAUUAUUUCUGAAAGGUGUCUGGAUAAACAAGCCAAAAAUAGAUAGACAGAGUUUAUUUUUAAUACUAAAUCUUAUUUUUUUUUUGCUAUUGUAUUUUGAAAAUAUGUGAAAUGUCAGUGUGUCUGUGAUGAAGGUAUUGUUUUAAGACAACAUAAAGUAUGUUGAUGAAUGUUUUUUUUUUUUGUUUCUUUGAGUAAAAAACUAUGGUUUUAUCAGUUGUGGAUCCAGGAUUUUGAAAAAAGGGGGGCUCACCAAGGCAAAUUUAGGAAUUGGACAAAAAAGUCUAUGCAUUUACCAUAUAUGUAGCUCUUUAAGGGGACAGGGCAACCCCCUUAAUCCACCUCUGUUUAUUGUUUAUUGUUUAAACUGUAUUGUUAACAUAUAAUUCGAAUAAUUUUAUUCUGAGUUAAAGAAAUUGUAGGGAGAUUUCAUUAUUUUGUGAAGGAUUAUAUUUUUUGUAUUUGAGGGAAGUAUGAUACAUUACCAUAGUAACAGAUUGAUGUGAUAUGCUGUUUUAAGUUAACAAGGGUUUGUUGUUUUAUUGUUUUGGACCAAUUUUUCAUCCUUACAAAUAUGGCUUUAAUUUUGAGUAAAGUUUCCAAAACACUUCAUUCAGUGAAAUUUUGAUACGUAAUGGGGUAAAUAAUUGUUUAAAAAACGCUAGUAAAACAAGAAAUAAAAUCAACUAUAGCUUUAGUUAUAACAUUGCAAAUCCAGAAAAAUAUUAGAAAAAAAAACUUUCUGUAAUAAAAAAAAAGUUGGGUCAGAUAUAAGAGUGUUUAUGUUGUGUGAAAAAUAUUACCAUAAUAUGUUUUAAUAACUGCAAAAAAAAACUAUUUUAAGGAAAGUGAAUGCUGAAUGGAUUUUGUGCUUCAAGCAUUUUAUUUUUCAUUUUCAUUGCAUACAGAGAAACAUCAUUAAGUAAUUUGUGAUAUGUGGCUAUUUUUGAGGCAUGAUUUGCUAGAAUGAUCAUCUUGCCAACCCAUAUUUGAGGAAAGAAUUUCAUACACUGCAAACUAUAUAAAGGUGCAUUUAAUUAUUUUGUUUACAGAUAAAUGCAUUCCAUUCCUUAUAUAUUACAAAGGUAAAUUCACCAUUACAGAUUCAGAGGUUUGUGGGUAUAUUUCAUUGCUUUGACACCAUAAUGAAUAUAGCUUCACACCAUUGGUUGGAUAUCAAUUGUUCCAGAGAUUAUCAACCAAUCACAACAAAAUGGCAACAAUUUAAAAUAUUACCCAGAAUGCAUUAGAUUCUGGAUCUGAAUUUAUUUUGUUUUUUAUGCAUUUUCAUUGGAAGAAUCUGAUUAUAUGUAGUAUGAUCUGUUUGUUUACAUUUUGUUUACAUUUUGUUUACAUUUUGUUUACAUUUUGUUUACAUUUUGUUUACAUUUUGUUAUCAUUGUUGUUCUUAUUAUCUGCUGUAAGUUAGCUUAGGAAAUUAAUGUUUCUUUUUUUAUUUAAUUGAGGAAUUUGCUUGUCAAUGUAGAUAUUUAUAAAGGAAAUUGAGACAAUUAACAAUACUAUUGUUAAUAGCUUUAGGUCAAGAAAGAAAAAUGUUGUGGUUUCAGAUAUAAAAGAUGAAGUGGGAAGGGUCAGUGGCUCAAAAUUUUGUAUAAAUUUACUAACUUUUCCUUUAUAUCAGAAACUGAAAGUAUCAUUUCCGAUUAAAUAUUGAAUAUAAUGAAAUUUAAAAAUCUCUUUGGAUGCAGUCUUUGUUUAAUGGAAGUCUGUUGUUAUCUUGGUCCUGUUUAUAUUCUGUAUAGCAUUUAUGAUGCAACAAAAAAAGAUAAAAGAUUAUAAAAGCUAAUAUUCUUAUCAAAUUCUAAACCAGAAUAUUCUGAACUUAAUACUGAAAAUUGUAAAUGACAUAAGCUGAUCCCACUCUGGCAGGUACAUGUAUGAAAAAAGAUGAGAUUUUUUUAUCUGUCCGUUAACAGUUUAAAAAAAUGAAUUUUGGUGUGCAAAUAGGGUUUGUUCAGUAACUGCAAACAUAACAUUUUUCUAUCAUAACCAUUAACAUAUAGUUGAAUUGCUUUGUGUAAGUUUCUGUUUUGUUGUUGUUGCUUACAUCAUGCAAAGGUUCAUAAAAUAUUUGAUUUAAAAUUACAUCAGCUGGAAUUUUAUUGAAAUUAUUACAUUUUCCUGUGUUGGAGGACAAAAAAUACAUUCUUAUAUAAAUAUUGUGAUAGGUUUUGUGAUUUAGGUGUUGUGUUAAGAGAUGAAUGUGAUUUUGUUUGUUUAUUUUAUUCGUCUUUGCCAAGUAAGUGCUAUUUAAAUGUUUAUAUAUAUUUAUGUAAAUGUAGUAUCAUAUUUUGUUUCAUUAUAUAUGACUGGGAAGAGUUUGUCAUAUCAUAGAACUUUAUGUUAUAAUGUGCUUUCAUUUUGUAAAUAGUAAGGUAAAAGAAAUUAAAGAAAGGUGUGAUCUAAUAACCAAUCAGCAGUUAAGAUUUAUUCAGUUCUAUUAUGAAUUAUUUACUGAGUUUCAGACAGAUUAAGUAUGAAGCAUAUUAUGCAUGGGCCUCAGUGGCAAAUUGGUCUAAGUAGAUCAUCUACAGUGAUCAUAAGUCUAUCAACUCUGAGGUUAUGAGUUCAAACCCAGCUCAUGGUGCUUUCAACUCUGAUCUUAAUUGAUAAGGACUGCCAUCUUUUCUGUAGAAGGUUGGUGCUUCUCAAGGAGUACUCCAGCUUCCUCCACCAACAAAGAAGUGGUAUUGCCAAGGUCUGAAAAAGUUUUGGAGAGAUCAUUACAUAGAAUAUUAUAUAUAAACUUCUUAAGAAGUAAAAAGUAAAACAAAGCUAGUUUCAUACUGUGAACAAGGUGAAAUCACUUGGUAGGCUUUGAUUAGAUUGCUAACAAUGUCUUCUUUAGAACUGUUGAUCAUUGUCUAAAAUUGUCUAUUCAGUACAAAAUUUGAAAGCUUUUCUUCGGUCUUUAUAAUGUCAUUUUCAAACAGUUUUCAUGUCUAUGCAUCAAGUUAAUUAUAAAUUGUUUGCAGUAAACUAUAGAAGUAAACUAUAGAUAUGUUUAAAUAGUUCAGGUGAAUGGUCGUGUAUAAUUUAUUUGCUGAAAUGUACUGGAGAUAUUCAGAUGAUAAUGAUCAUUUCUUCAAGAAUCAAGUGUCCUCCCUGUUUAGAUGAAAAACAAACAAAUGGAUAUUUUUUUUUUAAAGAGAAAUUUUUAUUUGGAUGAUAAUAUAACAAAAUUAACAUCAAGAACAUGUAUAUUUAUUGUUCUAGAAUAUUCAGGUUUAAAUCUCUUUUUGUCAUAAUUCUUCAGCAGCAAAUUGAAAAACACCUCUCUGUAAUGGAGAAAGAGAAGAUUUGAAUAUCUCUUGUACUGUUUAACAUGUGGUAGAUUUUCCUUUGGUUAAUAGCACUUGCAUAUGGUUUAGAAAACAAUUUAUUGUUGAUAGAUUUUGUCAUUUUGUCAUAAUAACUCAUAGUCUUCAUCUUUUUGUUAAUCCAUCCAGUAUAUAUUAAAGAAAUCUCAAUCUAUUCUUGCUUUAAGUUAUUAUUCAGAUAAAAUAAGCAUAUCCUGCCAGCAUAUAUUUCCUUCUCUCUAAAAACCAAGAUAUUUUUGUUUGUAGAAUAGUUUUUUUUUGUAUUAUUAGAAAUAUAUGUUUUCUAAGUGGGUAAUUUUUUGUUCCUUGAUAAAACUGAAUUAUCUUACAAGUAAAAAUUUAUUAUUAAUCAGAAACCAUUUUAGGUAUAUGAAUUGUAAUUUGGUGCUUUGUUAUCGUAUUUAGCAAUCUCAGGAACUUUGAAUUAUUUCUGGAGCUACACAUCUGAAGUACUAAAAACAUUUGACUGGCUUAUAAGAGUGUAUACCAGAAUGUUUUUUAAUGAGCCUUUAAACUUGGAUGCCACUGGUCUAUUGAAUUUCUCCUUUUGUCUGAUUUUUUAUGAUGAUUCUAGUCUACUUUGCCCAAUGCCCUUCUUUGGCAUUGGUAAACACUACUCAGUACUGACUACAAUUUAUCAGAUUUUGUUUUCUUUAUGAUAUUUGAUUUUAAUCAUGAAUUUGGCCUUUCAAGAAUAAAAAAAAGUGGGCAAAGUUGAUAGGUUCCUGGGGAAAAAAAUCAAUGACCACGAAUGCAGGUUUGAUUGUUAUUUCUAUUAGAUUAUUGGAAAUAAGAAAAAUUUGGGAUUGAAGAUAGUAAUUUCAGACUGCUUCUCAGGAUUUUCUGUUUCUUCAUCAAGUAAUUGCAUGGCACCUGUAGAGAAAAUAGUAUUAAAACACUAAGAAAAAAACAUUUCAACCCAAAACAUACCAUCUGCUAGUUAACAUUAUUUUGAAAUAAAAGGUAAUGUUAGGAAUAAGGAAAGGUAUAAAUUGUAUAGUUACUUAAGGGGGGUUCGUUGCUUUUUUUAUCAGAGGGAAAGACUAGGUAUUUUUUAGUUGGGGAAACUGUGUGCUUACCUGGUGCUUGUAUAGCAAUAUAAUUGUAAAAUACUGAUACAUUAGAUUUGACUUGACUUUCUCUGUGACUUUUAAACAGAAAAAUUAUGUUGAGAGUAAACAUUAAAAUUUUCUAAUGGGUUUACUGUUAUUUUCAAUUGUUUUAAUUACAACAAAAAUGAUUUUUUCUUCACAAUUCAUUUAUGGUUUCAUCAUUAUGUUAAUUGUGUUCUUAGUCAAUGGUUUGAUGCACUUCCAAAUAUGAUUAAGAAGUAGGAAAAAUAUGUGCCACUUUAUAUGUUAUUUUAUUGGCUCAAGUCUCAACACAAAAUAAGAAAAAAACAGCCGGAGAAGCUAAUAUUUUUUCUUACGGCUUAAUAGUAUAUCAAUGUAACAUUUUUACCAAUUUCUGUAUUAAGGAGAGAAAAAUCAACUGCACGGGUAAGCCUUUAUAAUAUUGUCACUGGUAAAAGGGUAUUGUUUAAUCGUGUGCUAUAGAAUAUUCUUAAUCUCUAUAUUUAGACACUUUGCUGAGAAAAUCGGUAGAUUAAUAAAACAUGUCUGAUUUAAUUAUGUACAGUAAAUACUAACAUAGAAAUACUCAGGUUGCAAAGUUAAAAACAAGUUGUGAGUUUAAAUUAAUAUGUUAAAAAAGAUAGUAGUAUUGAUAACAAGACUUUGGCAAAUUUGGUAUAUGUUGUGUACAAGUUAUAAUUUUGUACAAAUUUCAAUUUGAACAGACUUUUUGUGUAAGUCAUUAUUAUUUUGGGGUGCACCUUCUUCCACCAGGUGGGGACCCUGUAGCCAAGUGGUCUUAGUAGUCCAACUACUAUAUCACUAGCCUAUCAACACUGAGGUUGUGAGUUUGAAUCUCGUAAAUGGCAGGUGUGCUCGACUACAAUCUUAAUUGAUUAGGAUUGUGUAAUUUCCUGCCGAUGGUAUGUGGUUCUCUCUGGGCACUCUGGUUUCCUCCACCAAUAAAAACAGAUCGCCAUGAAUUAGCACAAUGGCGUUAAACACCAAAUCAAUCUCCACCAGGUGAUGUAGAAUUGUAUUGAGUAAUUUUCCAGCUUAUUGUUUUACACAAAUUGACAUGCUUCAACCUAACAUUAAUCACUAUCACCUUUGUAUUGAAGCUGAAAAUGAGGUCACCAGAUGGGGUUAGAUUCUAUUCACAUUUUGUUAAUUAAACCAGAUUUAAAGUCCCCAAAAUAUCUUAUAAUGUCCUUAUCAACACUUUUUAUCAGUGAUAUGUUUGAUCUCAUGUACAUGUAUAACAUUGUAGCAUGUAGUCAUGCAAAUUUGACGUAGAUAAGUUAAAUCAAAGACCGUGUGCUUGUUUUAUCCAAUUAUGUUAAGAGGUUUAUAAAAUACUUUCAUCUGGUUCAAAAAAUAUGUACAAAAUUGGAAUUUAUGAACAACAUAUAUAAGGUAUUCUCUUUGUGCACAUUGUGUACUGUAAUGUUAACGUUUACUUCUUUAAAAAAUUACAUAUUGUUGUAGGAAAUCAAAUGGAAGGAUUUAUGUUUUUUUAUUAAUUAUGUUUUUGCAUUUACAUUUCAUAGAUAGUUUUCAAUAUGACUUCACUUGAGUUGGAGUAACUUCCCUUGGCUGCCAUAUUGGAGGGCAGAUUAGUUGGAAUUUUUAUGGACCAUAUUAAAACAUGUGGCACAAGCAAGUUGAAUAAGAGAUCCUUAAUAGAUCUUAGUGAUGAACUAUACAAGGCUUACCCAAAUUAAUAUUGUUCUGGAAACAACUUUUUCUAAAGCUCAGCACAAUGUAUAACAAAUUUAUGAAGAAAUUUGUGAACGUUGUCCUCCAACAUGGCAGCUAUUAUUCAUAUUUUGUUGAUCGAAAAUUAUCUAGAAAUGUAAAAUUCAAGGAAAGAAUUAACUGAAGUUGCAAGUAUUUCGUUGGAAUGGGUCUUAGAAACAAAUUAGUUUUAUGAUUCAUUCAGUUAGCUUACUAAUCAAAAUAUGUCAUUAUGCUCCUUAUAUUUUAGUGUAAAUAAAAGUUAAAAGCUGUUGAA